GGCGGCCUCCUGGGGGCCUCCUCUAGCUCUGGUAGCUCUGGAGCUGUGGGGGCUGACCCAGCUGGGUGUAGUGUCCUGGCCUGGCGGGAGGGGCGGCCUGGGUUCGGGUCGCGCCUCUUGGAGCCGCCCCCGGGACAUCAGUCCUGGAGGAGGCGAGGUUGUUGAGAAGACUAUGAACAAGUCAGAGAACUUGCUCUGUACUGGUUCCUCAUUAGCAUCUCAAGUUCAUGCUGCUGCUGUUAAUGGAGAUAAGGGUGCUCUUCAGAGGCUCAUAAUAGGAAACUCUGCUCUUAAAGACAAAGAAGAUCAAUUUGGGAGAACACCACUUAUGUACUGUGUGUUGGCUGACAGAUUGGAUUGUGCAGAUGCUCUCCUGAAGGCAGGAGCAGAUGUUAAUAAAACUGACCAUAGCCAGAGAACAGCUCUCCAUCUUGCAGCUCAAAAGGGAAAUUAUCGUUUCAUGAAACUCUUACUUACACGCAGAGCAAACUGGAUGCAAAAGGAUCUAGAAGAGAUGACUCCUUUGCACUUGACCACCCGGCACAGGAGCCCUAAGUGUUUGGCACUCCUGCUGAAGUUUAUGGCACCAGGAGAAGUGGAUACACAGGAUAAAAACAAGCAAACAGCUCUGCACUGGAGUGCCUACUAUAACAACCCUGAGCACGUGAAGCUGCUUAUCAAGCAUGAUUCCAACAUUGGGAUUCCUGAUGUCGAAGGCAAGAUCCCACUUCACUGGGCAGCCAACCAUAAAGAUCCGAGUGCCGUCCAUACAGUGAGAUGCAUUCUGGAUGCUGCUCCAACAGAGUCUUUACUGAACUGGCAAGACUACGAGGGUCGAACACCUCUUCACUUUGCAGUUGCUGACGGGAAUGUGACAGUGGUUGAUGUCUUGACCUCAUACGAAAGCUGCAAUAUAACAUCUUAUGAUAACUUAUUUCGAACCCCACUUCACUGGGCAGCUUUACUAGGCCAUGCACAGAUUGUCCAUCUCCUUUUAGAAAGAAAUAAGUCUGGAACUAUCCCAUCUGACAGCCAAGGAGCAACACCCUUGCACUAUGCAGCUCAGAGUAACUUUGCUGUAACUUUACAUGCUGCUGCUCUUUCUGGCCAUGUCAGCACAGUGAAGUUAUUAUUGGAAAAUAACGCUCAAGUAGACGCUACUGAUGUCAUGAAACAUACUCCACUUUUCCGAGCCUGUGAGAUGGGACACAAAGACGUGAUUCAGACACUUAUUAAAGGUGGAGCAAGGGUAGAUCUAGUUGACCAAGAUGGACAUUCUCUUCUACAUUGGGCAGCGCUGGGAGGAAAUGCUGAUGUUUGUCAGAUAUUGAUAGAAAAUAAGAUCAAUCCCAAUGUGCAAGAUUAUGCAGGAAGAACCCCUUUGCAGUGUGCUGCAUAUGGAGGAUAUAUCAACUGCAUGGCAGUUCUCAUGGAAAAUAAUGCAGACCCUAACAUUCAAGACAAAGAGGGAAGAACAGCUUUGCACUGGUCCUGUAACAACGGAUACCUUGAUGCUAUUAAAUUACUACUAGACUUUGCUGCUUUCCCUAAUCAGAUGGAAAACAAUGAAGAGAGGUACACACCCCUUGAUUAUGCUUUGCUUGGUGAGCGCCAUGAAGUUAUCCAGUUCAUGUUGGAGCACGGCGCCCUGUCCAUCGCAGCCAUACAAGACAUUGCUGCCUUCAAAAUCCAAGCUGUCUACAAAGGGUACAAGGUCAGAAAAGCUUUCCGAGACCGGAAAAAUCUCCUCAUGAAGCAUGAACAGUUGAGAAAAGAUGCAGCUGCCAAAAAACGGGAGGAAGAAAACAAGCGAAAAGAGGCAGAACAGCAGAAAGGAAGGUGUAGCCCAGAUUCCUGCAGACCCCCAGCCCUAACGUGUCUGCCCAGCACCCAGGAUGAGCCCAGCAGGCAGAGCUGUGCCCCUAGCAAACAGCCUCCUGCUGGCAACACGACCCAGGGCCCUGAGCCAAGAGACUGCAGAGGGUCUCCAGGAGGGCCUCUAGGCAGGGGACCCCAGAAGGAACAGAAUGUCUCCUCAGACUUGCAGGGAACAAACUCCAGAAAGCCAAAUGAAACAUCCAGAGAACAUUCUAAAGGCCAAUCUGCCUGUGUCCACUUCAGACCCAGUGAAGGCAGUGAUGGAAACAGGCAUCCAGGAGUCCCCUCUGUUGAGAAGUCCAGAGGUGAGACAGCUGGUGAUCAGCGGUGUGACAAGGGGAAAGGCUUCUUGAAGCAGCCCCCCUGCAUUAGGGGGGCUAGGCCUGAUGAGAAAGGAGAGGACCCCCAUCGGGCAGGUACAAGCCUCCCACAGCAGGACAGCCACCGGAAGCCCAGGAGGUGGCAUGACACAGCACCCACAGCCAAAUGUGCCCCCCAGAAAAGGCGCAUUCAAGAGCUCAAAGGAGGAAGGUGCUCCCCGGCUGGUUCCAGCCGGCCCGGCAGUGCCAGGGGAGAGGUGGUCCAUGCUGGGCAGAAUCCUCUCCACCAUCGCACACCAAGAAGCAAAGUGACACAGGCCAAGCUCACAGGAGGGGUCUAUUCAGAUGUGCCACAGAGCACAGAGGAGUUGAGGUCAGGAGCCAGGACGAUGGGGACAUCUAUCCUUUAUGAGGACGUUCAGGUAUCUCAGGAGACUGAUCCGGCACCUGGUCCCCCCUCUGGGCAGAAUGUGAAUAUUGACCUUCUCCCCGUAGAGCUCCGACUGCAGAUAAUCCAGAGAGAAAGAAGUAGGAAAGAGCUGUUUCGCAAAAAGAACAAGGCAGCAGCAGUCAUCCAGCGUGCCUGGCGAAGCUACCAGCUCAGGAAGCACCUGUCCUACCUUCUGCAUAUGAAGCGGCUUGGAGCUGGCAACGUGGACAGAUGGAACCGAGAAUGUACAGUGUUGCUCCUCCAGGUUUGGAGGAAGGAACUGGAACUAAAGCUCCCAAAGACCAUCGCAGUAAGCAGGGCCCCCAAGAGUCCAUCCAAGGGCACCUCAGGCACAAAGUCGACCAAGCACUCGGUGCUCAAGCAAAUCUACGGUUGUUCUCAAGAAGGGAAAGUACAUCAUCCCCCAAGAUCUGCAAAAGCCCCCUCUGUGCUGCGUCUCAAUUCAGUGAGCAACUUGCAGUGUAUACAUCUCCUUGAAAACAGUGGAAGAUCAAAGAACUUUUCUUAUAACCUGCAAUCAGCUACUCAAUCAAAAAACAAAACAAAACUCCGACUGCCUGUGGAGGAAGACCGUGUUCGAGGGAGCUGGAAUAGAUAGUGCAGAGUUCUGAUUCUCCGCUGAUUAUCUUUUACAUCUUGGGAAAACUUUAGUAUCUAUGCCUGAAGCCUUAUUAGCCUACAAAUGCGGUAACUCAAAAUGUUAGAGUAUUUUCUUUCUGCUUUUACGUAGUACUGUUUUGGAAACCAUCAGAACAUAAGCACU
Propithecus coquereli (Coquerel's sifaka) is the source of this 3412-nucleotide messenger RNA. It is a transcript of the gene INVS, whose product is annotated as inversin. The record is from RefSeq and is a predicted model, not a curated record. Gene Ontology annotation, molecular function: protein binding. NCBI's taxonomy places the organism in Eukaryota, Metazoa, Chordata, Mammalia, Primates, Indriidae. The transcript is spliced from 16 exons. Gene Ontology annotation, biological process: protein localization to ciliary inversin compartment. Gene Ontology annotation, cellular component: ciliary inversin compartment. Bases 173 to 3247 code for a protein of 1024 amino acids.